CAGAUAUUGUGUCCCAACUCAAGACAGCUACAAAAAAAGAAACCUCCGACCCCAAAAUCGGAAAAUUGAAUUUUUAUUCAACCACGUCGAAAACCGAAAGAAAACUCCUAAAGCAACGCAUUUCGCGAACAACGUAAUUGAGCACUUUCAUGAAAGUUUUCUGUCCCGCAGGACGACGAUGACAGCCACUUGCGUCAUCCCUGUCCAAGAGACGUGGCAACAAGGCCGCAGCAGCGUAUGGCUACUAGAUCUGUGGAGGAGGAUUAAUUGAGGCACUCAUUAAGGCGAGAUGGUGUUAAACACGGAGUGGGCCCAGGUAGAAGUUAUAGACUUAAUCAACGAUGGCUCUGGAUUGGCAUUUGGAAUCAUAGGAGGCCGAAGUACAGGUGUUGUUGUUAAAACUAUUCUACCUGGAGGAGUAGCCGAUAGGGAUGGACGUCUUCAGAGUGGCGACCACAUUCUGCAGAUCGGCGAGGUAAACCUUCGUGGAUUGGGAUCUGAACAAGUUGCUUCAGUCCUCCGACAAUGCGGAGUUCAUGCAUUUGGCAGCCAUGCUCCAAUCGUGCCAACCAAAAUACUGGGCGAUCCCGUCGAACUCGACCGUCACCUGAUUGAAAAUGGCUACGCCGAAGCUCUUACGCAACUAGCUCCGUCCAAUUACAACACCCCGUAUAUUUACACUGGACAGCAGUCCGAUAUUCAAUUACACCCUAUUUCCGGUAUUGUUGAUGUUUGCAAAGAUCCUUUACCAAUCGGCAAUGUCCCAGUGGCGCCGAUACAAACAUUGGUGCAAAAUAUUGCACCAAAAAUGUUGCCUCUCGAUAUGGCGCUACACGAGCCGGACUUGCCUGAAACUGAAACCUUUACUGUAGAACUGAAAAAAGACGACUUGGGCCUGGGAAUCACUGUUGCUGGAUACGUUUGUGAAAAAGAAGAGAUAUCAGGAAUAUUUGUGAAAAGCAUCAGCAAAGGCAGUGCGGCGGACUUAACGAAAAACAUAAAAAUCAACGACAGAAUAGUGGAAGUUAACGGAACUUCAGUGGUGGGUUUCACCAAUCACCAAGCUGUUGAAGUGCUUCGCAGAACGGGCUCUGUGGUGUCCAUCAAAGUGGAGAGGUACCUCAGGGGUCCGAAGUACGAGCAACUUCAGAUGGCGAUAAGGGCGAACGAAUUAAGGCCGCCAUCGCCACCCUCGCCUUCGGUGUCGUCGUUGCCUAAAGUUCCUCUAAGCUUGGUGCAAAUGAGUUAUUUGGGGAUAGAACCUGAGGCCGAUUCACGAACAAGUAUGGAUUUUGAUUCCAUUAUCCUUAUGGAAACUGAUACAGGAGGAAAUGAAGAAGAAAAAGAAAUCGUUAUCGAUGGAAAUCGAUCGUUACAAUUUAGCAUAGCAAGUCACGAAUCGAUAUACGAAAAAUGGCGGGAAGAGUUCGACCCCAGCGUUGAAAUUGUGAUUGCUGAAAUGCAAAAAGAGCUCGCCAAAGGCCUGGGAAUAAGUCUAGAAGGUACAGUCGAUGUGGAAGAUGGAAAGGAAGUCCGUCCGCACCACUACAUAAGAAACAUCCUACCUGAUGGUCCUGUUGGAUUAAGCGGCAUCCUUCAGUCUGGAGACGAACUUUUAGAGGUUAAUGGUAUAUUACUUCUUGGAUUAAACCAUCUGGAAGUAGUAUCGAUAUUAAAGCAACUCCCAAGUGUUGUAAGUUUAGUUUGUGCUAGAUACCAAGUUCCUACAAGAGUUAUAGAUACUUCGCAACAUAGAGAAGCAUUUCAAGCGAGAAAAAUCCUAGCAGGCAGUCUACAAACCUUAAUACCUGUCAGCGAAGCCAGUAGACUGGUCAAGGCGAAAUCAGAGACGUCCAUUGGUUCAAGCAUCCCAAGCGAAGCCUGCUCGACGAGCAAAUCUAGAUCCCUGGAACUAAUAGCAGGGUUGCCAAUGUGGAGCAGCGAACCCACUGUUGUGGAGCUGAAUAAAGGAGAACAUGGUCUGGGAUUCUCCAUUUUGGACUAUCAGGAUCCCUUGAAUAGUAAAGACACUGUGAUAGUAAUCCGAUCGCUGGUGCCUGGAGGAGUGGCGCAGUCGGAUGGCAGACUGAUCCCAGGCGACCGUCUUAUGGCGGUAAACGAAAUCGACGUUGCCAACGCCUCUCUAGAUAGGGCUGUACAAGUAUUAAAGAGCGCCCCGAAGGGACUUGUCAAAAUUUCCGUCGCCAAGCCCCUUAACAAUGAUGCCGUCUCAUACGCCAGUCAGGAUACCGAGGACGAUCAAACCUGCUUAGAGGACUUCCAGGAAUGCAUAGAAGAAUACCAAGAGUGUCUUGAAGUAGUCCACAUCUGCAUCGACGAAGAAAACUCCUUCAACCACUCCCCAUGCACCUCGCAGGUGGAGGAACUUGGCCAAAACACCCAACGCUUAAAAAACUUAACUAACGGUACUUUUUUAGAGAAUAACUACUUGAACGUCAACAAGAAUAAAGAUGACAGUGACUAUGAUAUUAGCUAUAAAAGUACCACGAAUGAAAUAGUAGUUGAUAAUAAGUUAAUAAGUGAAGUGAACGGUGUAAAAACAAAUAACAAUAAGUGCGAUAAAUUAGUUAAAACCGAUAGUUUAACUCAAAGCGACAAGAUUUCCGAAAAAGACGGUUACGAAACCUGCAUAGACGAAUCCUUUUCCGAGGAUAAUAAAUCAUUUAAAAAGACUGAUCCAUUUGAAUCGAAAACAGUACAAAUCCUAGACGAAGUAGAUGAUAUUACCCCGACUAAUUCACGACAUAAACUGGACCAAAAAAUCUCAGUACCUGAAAAUCCAACAUUGAGCCCUGCUGUAUCAGAACCUCUGUUAAACACUGAUUUCAUCGAACACCACCUUUGUUUUGAUAGUAAAUACGAUGAGGAUGGUUUAAAAUCUUACGAUCAAACCGAGGAUUCAAACAUUGACGAGUUUUUCUUAGUCCAAUAUCCCUCAGAUCCCACCAAAAGUUACAGUGAUCCAAAUGUCUUGGACUCAUCAUCAACACCACGUAAAAAUUGCUACAAAAAAUGUUUAAAAGAGUACUAUAACGAUUAUGAGGAGUGUCUGGAGGCGUACAGGUUACAAAAAGAAAAUACCAAGAAAGAGUUAGCUGACGAAGAUAUUUUCCACGAGAUUGUUCUGCCGUUCAAGAGUAGAUCUGCUCCAGAUGUUAUGGAUAGGUCCUUUGUAAUGCUAACCUAUGAUCCUGGACCUGAAAGGUGUAGAAGGAAGUCCGAUUUUGUUCCUGGACAUCAAAUAGAAGAUAUCGACAGAAACCUACAGCAAAUGACCGUCACCUGCCAACUAGAUAACGAUUACGGCGCUCCAAAGGAAUGCCACGUUGACGUCAUGUUGCAAAAACACUGGGGCUCGACCCAUACCAUCAAAAUCUUCCGGGAGCCCAACAGAAGCCUGGGUAUCAGCAUAGUGGGCGGUAAAGUCGACCUCCAUCAAUCGGAAACCAGCACGGUUUUGGGGAUUUUCGUCAAAAAUGUCGUUCCGAACAGUCCUGCUGGAAAAACAGGACAAUUUAAGACUGGGGAUAGAAUUCUUGAAGUCAGCGGUGUUGAUUUAAGACAAGCAAGUCAUGAGACAGCUGUGGAGGCCAUUAGAAAUGCUUCCAAUCCUGUUAUUUUCAUAAUACAAUCAAUAAAACCUUGGAACACCGCAUCAAUAGAUCACGACAAAAACUCGAACAAAAACCAAGAAGAAAAUUGUCCAUCGCCUCAUCCGUCACCUGUGAGCCUUAAGGCUCCUCAAGAGCUUCCAAAUAAGGUUGGGCAACCUAAGGAGACACAGGGGUUUCUGUCUCCCACUCCUCAAAAUAUUGGGUCUGAUAAAAACGAUGUAAUUUUGCCUUCCAAAGAGGAAGUUUCUUCUGUAUCUGCUGCUUCAGUGGGUGGAGGUGAAACACCAAGGAAUGAGAGCCGUAUUGAGAUCAGGGAUGAUUCUGAAGAUAGUGAUGAAGAUGAUGAGGAUAAUAGGGAGUUGGAGGGAAGAACGGUUUCGGCGCAAGGACAUCAAAUCGACAGAGCUAGUGCUGCCAAUGUUAAAAGAACAAAAGAGGAGAUUUCAGCGGAUCCUGAAAAAGAAGAUGACUUUGGAUACACGAUGAACAAAGUGAAAAAGAAAUAUGCCAACCUGGGUCACUCCAUAUUGAUGGUGCAAUUGGAGCGAAGCAGCCAGGGCUUAGGUUUGAGCCUUGCGGGACACAAGGACCGUAACUGUAUGGCGGUGUUCGUGUGCGGGCUCAACCCUACGGGGGCGGCAUACAAAGCUGGCGGUAUCGAAAUCGGGGACGAAAUUUUAGAGGUGAAUGGUGUGGUUUUACACGGUCGCUGUCAUCUAAACGCUUCGGCUAUCAUUAAAGGCCUAUCCGGACCAAUAUUUAAAGUUAUUAUACUAAGGCGAAAAACUGCCAUCGAUGACAUCGCUGUCAAGCCUAUCACCCAGUUCCCAGUCUCAUUGGCCGAAGAGGCGUCGGAGGAAUCGUUUAGUCAAAGCUAUCCGAAUGUUCGCACCGUCGCUAUCAAAAAGCAAGGGAAUCAAAGCUUAGGUAUUAUGAUAAUUGAGGGAAAACAUGCUGAAGUCGGACAAGGAAUUUUCAUAUCGGACAUACAGGAAGGCAGCGGCGCCGAAAAGGCCGGCCUAGAAAUUGGAGAGAUGAUCCUUGCAGUCAAUAAAGAUUCGUUGGUCGGUUCAACGUACGACACGGCUGCAAAUCUGCUAAAAAGGACCGAAGGAUUAGUGACGCUGGUGGUGUCGAAUCCUGGAAAAAAAGACGACAAAAAUUCUGUAUCGUCUGCACCAAAUUCUGGACUUAAACCUUCGAAAACCACUUCUAGACCUACUACACCUGUACCUGAACCACCUGUCGAUAUAGCGACAUGUCCCAUCAACCCAGGAAAAGAUACCACAAUAGAAAUAUCAACCGACAACAAGGGACUGGGAAUAUUCUUUGUUGGAGGAAAAGACACCUUAACACCGAACGGUAUUAUUCUAGUGGAAGCUUAUCCGGGUGGGACGGCCGACAAAGAUGGUCGCCUUCAACCGGGCGAUCAAAUUUUAGACGUAAACGGUACACCUUUAAAAGACGUAACACAUCAAGCUGCAUUACAAGCAUUAAGACAAACACUGCCAAAGAUGAAAAUGACCAUACACAGACCAGCUACAAUAGAAUUUAACCCAAUCGAAUUGGAUCUGGCCAAAAAACCGGGCAAAGGAGUGGGACUCAGCAUUAAAGGUCGAAAAGGAGGAAAGGGAGCUUAUGUCUCCGAUAUUGUUGGUGGAGGUGCAGGUGACCUGGACGGUAGGAUAGCGAAAGGUGAUUUGCUAGUGUCUGUGAACGGACAAAACGUGGAAAACAUGUCUGGUGAAGAAGUGGGGGCCAUAAUAAAGACUGUUACGGGUCGAGCAUCCCUCAAAAUUAAUAGAUAUAAAGCUAUCGCGCGAUAAUUUCAAUUAAUAGAUAAAUAAAAUGAAAAAAAACCUAAUUUUACGUGUUAUAUAACAUUGACUAGGACGUAAGAGGUUAAGAAUGAAGAACAUGACAAAAAGUUAAAACAAUUCGAUUUCAAAGUCUAAUGUGCCUUUAUAUCGAAGGAGAUUAUGUGAAACUCUAAACUUUUUGAUAAAAUUUAAAUAAAAUAUUUUGAACUAUUGCGGCCUACGCGGAAAAAAAUGUUGGCCAACAAAUCUUGUAACAUCUGACAACAAUCAAGUAUUAAAAGAAAAUAUUUAGUGUUGCUAGAUGUUACAAAAAUGUAGCGGUCCCACAAAUCUUAACAAUCCUGUUAUUUAUGAAUUAGAUGCUCGUCACAACCCUGCUGGCUACGUAAAAUCUUCAUCUUUAACAUAAGUGUUUAAUAUACCUAAUGCAAUAUGGUUAAACUUAAAGUAAGAUUUGUUACCUAUUCAAGUGCAAGGUGUAAAAAUAUUUGUCUUGUUUUCAUUAGUCAAUGUCUUUGACAAACCUGUUUUAAACGGGCUGUUUAGUCAAUGGUUAAAAGAUUUAAGUGUUGUUAAUAUUGUUAUGUUAUUUUUAUGUGUCACUAAGUAUUGGUUAAAACGAUAAAAAUACGAUGAAAUGAAGUAAUACCUAAUAAUAUACGUAUUUGAAAAUGUUACAACCAGAGAUUUGUAAUAUUUUCAAAUAUUCCUAUUUAUCUAGUCAAAUAAGUUAUUGUUGUUACUUAAUUUAUUAUCUGUAUGUAUUUAGUACAAUAGUCUACCUGCUUAAAUUGUGAUAAAUCAGAUAA
Molecule: messenger RNA, 6264 nt
Organism: Brassicogethes aeneus
Lineage: Eukaryota; Metazoa; Arthropoda; Insecta; Coleoptera; Nitidulidae
Source: the annotation of a GenBank genome assembly